GCUAUACGUGAUAAUUGUUAACAAAUGACCGACCGCAGUUAGGACAAAAUGAUCAUUGCAUAUAUUCUUGCCAGCUUGUUACUUAUUUUGCCAAACGAAUGUAAAAGAACCUGGCAGAAAUGUCCGCAUGGGGAGCAGGCAGUUUGCGGCAAUGACGGCAAUACAUACAAUAACAUCUGUGACUUGGAAACGGUACAAUAUUUUCGUACAAACCUCACUGUGAGAUACAUAGGUUCAUGUAACUAUUUGAUAGACACGUUAUUGAAAAUAUCAAUGCAACCAGAAACUAAGAAAAGUCUACGGAUUAGAUGGUCUAUUGGAUUUGGUGCUAAAUUUGGGUCUAAAAAAAAUAAAAUGAAGCUGGUCAACUAUAUGAUAAAUACACAAAAAAACAUAGGAGCUUUUCAAUUUAAACAUAAUAAUAUCAACACACAAGGAAACAACAAUAGAUUUGGAAUUGAUAUUUUGUAAUGUAAUAAAAAUAAAGUUAUCUAUGAUCUAUGACGAACAUUAAAAAUGAAAUCAAGUUAAGAACUAAGCAGGUUUUAACGUCCCAAAAUUUUGAUAUUAUU
Colias croceus (clouded yellow) is the source of this 572-nucleotide messenger RNA. RefSeq lists its product as uncharacterized. The transcript is spliced from 4 exons. Gene Ontology annotation, molecular function: protein binding. The record is from RefSeq and is a predicted model, not a curated record. NCBI's taxonomy places the organism in Eukaryota, Metazoa, Arthropoda, Insecta, Lepidoptera, Pieridae. The coding region runs from base 49 to 471 and encodes 140 amino acids.